AUGGCGCAUUUCACCCCUAUCUGCCGCUUUCUCCUUGCACCUCGAGAGAAUGCCACAUCUUUUGGUCAUAUUGACCUUGGCCCACUCCACCAUCCUCCGCUGCUCUGCAUCACGUCCCGUGAGCAAGUCCUGCAUGCUAUACGCAUUGGGUCUUUGACACCGCCGAGCGUUGGUGCUCCUUUACUAGCUCAUGCCCUCAUACCGUCAGAACUUGAAUCCUCAAGCAUGCUCCUUUGCGACUGGACACACUCGGCCGCAAGUGUUCGCGGUGUUUUACUCUUUUCGAGAGAGGAUCCACGCAGCUUUCAGGGCUGCGGUGCGCGCUUCUCCAUCUCUUUCUUUCUGAGCGUGAGGCCGCCCCUUUCCGCUAUCACCCUCGCAUACUUCAUUCUUGCAUUAGGAGCGAGUCAGACGUAUUCACCCAAUGUUGUGGGGAUAGCGUAUGUCAUUCUGGAUCACGGUGUCUAUGGGAUUCUUUUGUACGACGAUUCGCUGGACGAUAUGUACUCGUCGGUCUCCCACUCCUUUGCGGUAGAGCAUCCAGACCUGUGGGAGAGUCCCGAAUUUGAAGGACCCGUCUGUGCCUGGCCUUGGUUUGACAAUAUGUCGAUGACUCCCGACGUAGUGAAUGAAUGCCGCACGUGGGCCAAGUAA
Molecule: messenger RNA, 654 nt
Organism: Stereum hirsutum FP-91666 SS1
Lineage: Eukaryota; Fungi; Basidiomycota; Agaricomycetes; Russulales; Stereaceae
Exons: 3
Coding region: 1-654 (217 amino acids)
Source: RefSeq, a predicted model, not a curated record